Phialemonium atrogriseum is the source of this 2145-nucleotide messenger RNA. RefSeq names its product nucleoside phosphatase GDA1/CD39. Gene Ontology annotation, molecular function: hydrolase activity. Gene Ontology annotation, biological process: protein N-linked glycosylation. The record is from RefSeq and is a predicted model, not a curated record. The transcript is spliced from 3 exons. Lineage: Eukaryota; Fungi; Ascomycota; Sordariomycetes; Cephalothecales; Cephalothecaceae. Bases 254 to 1912 code for a protein of 552 amino acids. Gene Ontology annotation, cellular component: Golgi apparatus.
ACAAAAAGACCAGGGAUUUCUUCAGGUCGUUCAGCAUCAAGCCAUCAAGGCCUGAUUGCCAUUCUCUUCAGAAGGUCACUCAUACUGCAGACCCUGCAUUUAAUACAGGAAAGAGGCGGUUGCCAUAAUUCCUGCUUUCUCAUUCAGUCCCUCCUUUGGCCCCUUUUUUCCAAAUCUUGGCAUGUGCUCCUGAUCUUGUUUCUCCCUCCAUUUCAGCCUCUGCUUUCGAAAUUCCAACUACCUACCCAUUCCUAUGCGGCGCACUUCGGUAUCUCUGCCAACGAAGCACGUUGCCCACGACCCUCACGAGAAACGCGGCCGCUACCAAGUCGACCAGAGGGAGCCUGGAUUUCUGGCUAAUAUGCAUUCCGCCUGGAUGUCGCAGUCGCAGAGGGCGCGUUGGAUCAAGACUGGCGCAAUAGUGUUCGCCAUCUUCUUCCUCUUCUACUAUCUGUCGCCUUCGGGAGUCGAUAUUUACAAUGGCGAAUCGCCGUCAGGCAAUAUUGGCCAGGGCCAAUCACCGUCGGACUCGUCAUACGGCACCGAACGGUGCACGCGAUCCAGCUCGAGCGACAAGCCCAUCGUUCAAUAUGUCUUGAUGAUCGAUGCCGGCAGCACGGGAUCCAGAAUCCACGUCUACAAGUUCAACAACUGUGGCCCAACCCCCGAGCUGGAGAGCGAACUCUUCAAGCAGACCAAGAAGAUUGAAGGCAAGAGCAGUGGCCUUAGCGCAUAUGCCGACGACCCCGAGGCCGCGGCCAAGAGCCUGGACAUUCUGAUGGAGGAGGCGAUGAAGGCUGUGCCUGAUAAGCUGAAGGCCUGCAGUCCCGUUUCCGUCAAAGCGACGGCUGGCCUGCGUCUUAUCGGUCCCGCGAAGAGCGACAAGAUCCUGGAUGCUGUUCGACACCACCUCGAGACCAACUAUCCAUUCCCGGUCGUCUCUAAGGAGGAGCAUGGCAUCGAUAUCAUGGAUGGCUCCGACGAGGGUGUCUACGCCUGGAUCACAACCAACUAUCUCCUGGGCAAUAUCGGCGGGCCUGAAGAGAGCGAGACCGCCGCCGUCCUCGACCUUGGUGGAGGAUCCACGCAGAUCGUCUUCGAGCCGAGGCUCAAGGGACUUGCAUCUGGCGGUAUGCCUGAGAAGUUGGCUGACGGCGACCACAAGUACGAGCUUGACUUUGGCGGCAGAAAGUUCACGUUGUACCAGCACUCUCAUCUUAACUACGGCCUGAUGAGUGCCCGUGAUGCCAUCUUCUCCACCCUCGUCGAUGAGCUUCAUAAGGCGAAGGAGUCUGACCGGGCAUGGCUGGACGCAGCUGUCACAAACCCUUGCUUUUCGUCCGGCAUGACCAAGAAGGUGUCGGUGCGGAUGCCGGAGGACCACCCACUGGGGAAAAUCGUGGAGCUUAACAUGACGGGUCCUGCGACCCCUGCUCCAGCUCAAUGUCGGGCCCUCGCAGAGCGGAUUCUGAAGAAGGAGGCCGAGUGCAAGUUGGCGCCAUGCUCUUUCAACGGCAUCCAUCAGCCUUCCAUCGCUAAGACCUUUGCGAAGGAAGAUAUCUACUUCCUGUCUUACUUCUACGACCGGACGCAGCCCCUCGGCAUGCCGGAGUCGUUCACGCUCAGGGAGAUGCACGACCUGACGAGCACAGUCUGCAGCGGCGAGGCGGCUUGGGACGUCUUCAGCCACGUUCCCGGAGCUCUCGAGGAGCUGCGUGAUCGGCCUGAGCAUUGCAUGGAUCUCAACUUCAUGCUGGCUCUGACCCACACUGGAUAUGAGAUGCCGAUUGAGCGUGAAAUCAAGAUCGCGAAGCAGAUCAAGGACAACGAACUCGGCUGGUGCUUGGGUGCUAGCUUGCCGUUGUUGGCGAAGGGAUCCGGCUGGCAAUGCAAGAUCAGCGAGGUGCACUAAGUUGGAGAAGAAGAAGCAUGAAGAUUAGCGAGAUUCGGUUUGGGUUGUCCUUAAUCGGCGCUAGGUCUGGGACAUUGUGAGCUGCUGGUACGGUCAUCGGUGCUAAAAAGGCAGGCGAACUUAUAAUGAAGAGUCACGGGAAAGUGUAUGAAUAUUAGAAUAUUAGCAUAUUAACCCAGUAAUUAAAGCUUUUUCAGCUUGUCUUGUAUCUAGACGAUAAAGCGUCGCUUCAC